UUUAAUAUGAUUGGCUUAUAUACUUAGAUCCAUGAGGAACUAGUGGCAAAAACCAAUCAUAUCAAAGAUUUUUACAAUAGUUGCAAAGUUGCUUUCUCUGCUGAUCGCAGCCAUUUUGUUUCAAGCUUGUGAACGUUCAAAGGUUGAAAUUCGCACGCAAUAGUAAGAGAAUAAAUUUUAUAUAAAGAAAAAUGCUAAACAUGGAGAUAGUAGGAGCAUGCAUAAAAUGUAACUUUGACACGCCGAUUGCUGUGCAAGAAUUACGAGAACAAAUCGAAGAAGCAACGGGGCUUGUACACAACCAAUAUUAUAUCCUGUACAAUGGUCGACUUGUACAGGACAAUGAUAUCUGUUCGAAUAAUCAUGCAGUUGUGGUUCCGAGACUGUUGGGUGGCAAAGGUGGUUUUGGAUCCAUGUUACGUGCGAUAGGUGCACAGAUAGAGAAGACAACGAAUCGCGAAGCCUGCAGGGAUCUCAGCGGUCGCAGAUUGCGUGAUAUAAAUGAGGAAAAGAGGCUGAAAGCUUGGAUCGAGAAGCAGACCAAGAGAGAGAAAGAGUUAGUUGAGCGCAAGAAGAAGAAACUGGAGAAACUGUGCGCUGAACCAAAACAUGAGUUCAAAGAUCAGCGUUAUGAUCAGGAGCGUGCAGAGUUGACCGAGAGGGUUGGAGAUGCUGUGGAAGAAGGCUUCAAGGCCGCUGGCACUUCGGGCAUUAAGAGAAAACGAGAAGAGACCAACAAAUCUAAUAAACGCAAGACCAUGCUAUAUUUAGACAUCGAUAUAGACUCGGAUGAGUUUGAUGAUUCUGAUGAUAAUGACAUGGAUGAAGCACUACCAGAAGAAAUCAAGACGAAAGAACAAAUAUCAAAUGAGAGUGGACAUUCCAGUGACGAUGCCGAAAAAGUCAACGAAAACGAAUGUUCCAAAUCUAAAUCAUUGAUUGACAAUCAAAUAAGCGACAAAACAUCAAGUAAUGAUUCAUUAAAUACAAAAUGUAUUGUCGACUCUGUGUAAAAUCUUACCUAAAAAAAAUCUAUAAAAUAAAAUAAUUAUCUUUUAUUAUUAUAUAUAUGUUGUUUUAGAGAAGCUAGGUUGAUAUUAGCUUUAUAUCAGAAUUAAUUUGUGCAAUAAUCACUUUAUUAUCAGAGAUAAUACAAUAAAUCCAACAUAGUAUUU
Messenger RNA from Pogonomyrmex barbatus (red harvester ant), 1175 nucleotides. Its product is annotated as splicing regulator SDE2. Gene Ontology annotation, molecular function: protein binding. The record is from RefSeq and is a predicted model, not a curated record. NCBI's taxonomy places the organism in Eukaryota, Metazoa, Arthropoda, Insecta, Hymenoptera, Formicidae. Gene Ontology annotation, cellular component: nucleus.